This is a messenger RNA of Rattus rattus (black rat), 815 nucleotides long. It is a transcript of the gene Cideb, whose product is annotated as cell death inducing DFFA like effector b. Lineage: Eukaryota; Metazoa; Chordata; Mammalia; Rodentia; Muridae. Gene Ontology annotation, biological process: apoptotic process; regulation of apoptotic process. Bases 5 to 799 code for a protein of 264 amino acids. The transcript is spliced from 5 exons. The record is from RefSeq and is a predicted model, not a curated record.
GUCCAUGCUUGACUCAUCUCUCACUUUACCAGAGCUAAGAUCUCAGCUCUAUACAAAAACACAAGACUUCAGCCUUCACACAACAGAAGUGCCCAGCCCGGAAGCAAUAGGGGGGCGACUCGCCGUCUCUCACCUAGCCAUGGAAUACCUUUCAGCCUUGAGCUCCAAUGGCCUGCUAAGGUCAGUGUCCACUAUGAGCUCCGAGCUUAGCCGUAGGGUCUGGAACUCGGCUCCUCCACCUCAGCGACCCUUCCGUGUCUGUGAUCAUAAGCGGACAGUCCGGAAAGGACUAACAGCCGCCACCCGCCAGGAACUGCUAGAUAAGGUAGAGGAGACCUUGCUGCUAAGCGGAGUGCUAACGCUGGUCCUGGAGGAGGAUGGGACUGCGGUGGAGACUGAGGACUUCUUCGAGCUGCUAGAGGAUGACACAUGCUUGAUGGCUCUAGAGCAGGGACAGAGCUGGAGCCCAAAGAGUGGGAUGUUGUCAUACGGCCUAGGACGGGAGAAGCCAAAACAUAGCAAGGACAUCGCGCGCAUCACCUUUGAUGUGUACAAGCAAAAUCCUCGAGACCUCUUCGGCAGCCUCAACGUGAAAGCUACAUUCUACGGGCUCUACUCCAUGAGCUGCGACUUUCAAGGAGUUGGCCCUAAAAAAGUACUCAGGGAGCUCCUUCGUUGGACUUCCUCACUGCUGCAAGGCCUGGGCCAUAUGCUGCUGGGAAUCUCAUCUACUCUGCGCCAUGUGGUGGAGGGGGCUGAGCGAUGGCAGUGGCACCGGCAGAGUCACCUCCAUUCAUAAUGAAAUUGUGCUUUGA